AUGUCUUCUACUGAACCCACAUCUACUACCAUUACCACUACUGUUACUACUCAACCUGACGAGGUUGCCCCUAAUCAAGCAACUACUACUGCUGAACCUACUCAAAAUACAUCCACUGAGGCCAGUGCUCCUGCUGUAACCGAAGAACCAAAGGAAGGAAUCAGACAAGAACCUGCUGUUCCUGAAGAGCCUACAACAACAACAACUGAAGCUCCUCCCCAGCCUACGCCUUCCAAAUCAAACACGACUAAGCGCCUUUCUUUGCUUCUUGGUAAAGCAAAGCAUUUUGUUGAUAAAAAGGUGUCUGAUAAGAAGCCUGCUAAACCUGUAACGGAUGAAUCUGCUCCUGUUACAGAAGAGCCUGAGCAGACAGAGACUGCUGAGCCUGCUGAAGCUACCCCUGCUGCUGCUGAAGAACCCAAGAGUAAGAGCGAGAAGCGUAAAUCUAUCUUGGGUGGAUUGUUCCGCAGUAAGAGUCCCGUAAAGGAAGGUGACAAGACAGAUGAGCCUGCUCCACCCGUACCAGCCAAAGAUGAACCUGAAGUAACACCCGCUAAUACUACUACCACUACUACUAAUACUACUAAUACAACUGAUGAGCCUAAUACCACCACUGCUACUGUUAAUAAUACUAAUACUAAUGAAAAUGCCGCUGCAACUGGCCCUGUAACCGACCAGCCUACUGCAACAACUAAUGAGUCAACCGAAGCCUCGGCCCAAAAGGAACAACAUAAAGAUAAUGUGAUUGAUCAUCUUAAGCGUACCUCUAUUGGUAAAUUCUUCAAUAAAAAGAAGGAACACCAUCCUGUUGCUGAACACAAAGAAGAAGUCACUGAACCCACUACAAGCCAUGAUGAAGAAGUGACUCCUGCAGUGACAUCAAAUAAUGAACCUGCUGAUGUUCCUGUUGAGCAUCAAGAAGAAAAACCCGUUCGUGCCUCAUCUCCUCUUGGUCGUCGUUUGACUCAACUCUUCCGUGGCAUUUCUCCCAAGAAGAAGGCUACUGCUGCUACCGCUGCUUCUGGUUCUACUUCUGAAGAACAAGAACACCAAGAACAACCUCAUGAUCCAAUUUUGGAUGCCCCUGCAGUUGCAGGAACACCUGCUAAUGCUGUGAAAGUCAACUAA
Rhizopus microsporus ATCC 52813 is the source of this 1128-nucleotide messenger RNA. RefSeq lists its product as uncharacterized. NCBI's taxonomy places the organism in Eukaryota, Fungi, Mucoromycota, Mucoromycetes, Mucorales, Rhizopodaceae. The transcript has 4 exons. The coding region runs from base 1 to 1128 and encodes 375 amino acids. The record is from RefSeq and is a predicted model, not a curated record.